UGCAGAUUGUGGUGAAUGAAGGUGGUGGUGGUGGUGGUGGUGGUAGUGGUGGUGGUGUUGGUAGUAGUGAUUGUGGAGAAGGUGCCUACCAAGGAAACCCAUUGCGCCUAUUCAUUCAAGGUUAAAGUGCACUUGAGUCCACUUGUGGCGUAUCAAUCUCUCGUAUCAACCAUGAGCGACAAUGAUGAAGAUGAGAAAAAUGUGGAUCAAUACGACCAAGGCCUGGUCAUGUCCUUUCAAACUUGCUCCACUACGGAAAAGGACGUUUUGGAUCUGCUCAAGCUGGCCUACAUUUUAAAGGCUACAAAUCUGAGUAAUGUCGAGCUCUCUCGGGUUCCACCAUCUAUCCACCAACUUUGGAGCGAUCUCAGGGCUUCAUUGUGUUCAAGCCCACCUUUGGCCAAGUGCAAUCACACCACCCGAGCCAAAAGUCCACCCGAGAGGCACAGUUUCCACAAUUCAAUCACUCAUGGACGAGAAGGUCAUGGAGACGCUUCAAGUUCUUCUUCCCCUUCCUCUUCGUCCUUUACCAUAAAGACGAUUGCCAAUCGACCCCAACCGAGGGAACCUUGUGGGAUCGAGUCCCAGUUGAAGAAUAGUCUGCUGGAAUUGGCUCACGACGAGAUUCUCCAAAGCAUCUUGCCGUACAUUUUGUCCGUCAAAACCCCGCCGAGCAAUCGAGGUGGAUUCGCCUUCGGAGAGAAUGAUUCCCUAAAAGUCUCGAAUCGGGGAUUCCUUCACCCUUUGCGGAGAAAAUCCAUCAGUGAGAGCAAUUUGCACAAACUUAUCUCCUCGGACUUGACUAUGACCAGCCAAGACAUAACAAUCCACGUGUGUGACGACAGUCGAGAUGCCAAGCGUGACUUCACGUGUCCUCAAGAUCUCUUAACGUCCCAUAUGGGGUAUUUCAAUGACAUCACUUCCGGACAGAACCUAGAAGAUGUGGACAUUUCCGUCCAUUGUGAUAUUUACAUAUUCGAAUGGCUCAUGGCCUGGAUCCAACGAGGUAAUUCGACCUCGGAUCCACCCUCGUUUGAGCCGGGCAAUGUCAUGUCCAUCCUCGUAUCAGCCUCGUUCUUGAAGAUGGAUCAGUUGGUUGAUGAUGCAUUGCAGUUCAUCCACAAGAACAUGAACAAAGUCUUGGGCGUGACCUACAACAUGAAUUGCCUUUCAGACGCCUUGCUUCAAAGGUUGUCUAACUUAUAUUCCCCUUCGCAAGUGGAGGAUAUCAUCGAUCGUCGCGAUCGGAUCCAAAGUAAACUGUUCAUCAAACUCAUCUUUAGCUUGUGCGAGCCAGCACGGGAACCCGACCGUGAACUCUUCGAAUCUGCGGCCUCCCUUCAUCGCUGUCGUCUUUGCGGCUUGUUCUUGACGAACAAUCUAGCCAAACUUUUACCGUGUCUUCCAUUGCGAUCCUCGAUCAAUCUAAGAGGCCAAAUUGUGCCUAAACACCAAAGAGAUCCUCACUUCAAUAUCAAUGAACUCAUUCGAGGACUCCGAAGUGAGCUGAAGUCUUGGCGCAAGGUCUUUUGGCGUCUUUGGGGCAUGAUCCAUACCCUUCCGUGUUCAUUAUGCUCCUCCUCGUUUCCUCUUUACUUGAAUGAGUUUUGUAGCUACCAUCCACAUGAUCCGGAGUUUCCUGCCAUUCAGUUUAAGAACUCAACUCAGCCAUUUGGAAGCUAUCCUUGUUGCAAUCUGUCCAUAUUCCGGUUCCAACCAGUUCAAUCGGGACAAAAUGGUUGCCAAUCCAGAGAGCACAAAGUGAAGCUCAAGACCGACGUAGAUAAGGCCAUUUUCAAGCUGCUGAUGACCCAUCGAGAUUCCAUUUGUCUUUCGAGUAUGGGACGUUCCAAAAUCAAGAUCCCUUCGGACAUCAACAGCAUUUGUGUUCCAAAACCACUUUCCAGUGGAUCUAGCCCAGUAAUAGUGAUAGUUGGAGAAGAGAAUGGCCAAGAGUUCAAUCUGGUUCCUAAAACCAAGCCCCGGUUUUUACUAAAUCGAAGCAUUUGGCAAGUCAAGAAAAUGCCACCAGUCUCGACCAAACCUUUGAUCAAGAAAAGCCUGAGCUCGUUGUCCUUAAACUCGUCAUCUCCUACUGCCAAAUUAGCGGCUCAACGAUGGAAAACAAUCACCUAUGGGCGGUUAAAAAGAACCCCCAAAUUACCAGUUAGGCAAAUUCCUUCCAGCGACAGUUCAAGCUCCACAGAUCUCUCCGAGGAUAGCUCAGGGUUAGAUGAGGAGGAAAAUGGUCUGGAAUACGACUUGGAGCGCAAGAAUGACCUGUCGAUUGAAAUCAAGAUCGCUCACGAUGAUGACAAUGUCUCAAGCAUUGGCUGUGGUCACGACGGGCCAACCGGAGGCAGUGGCCUCAAUUUGGCGAUCUCAGGAUCCAAUUCUAAGUUUUUGAGCCCUGGACGUCCGGGGAGUGGAACCAGUCGUGGCCAGAGUCGCCCAAGCAGCCCAAGACGACGGAAUGAAAAAACCGAGGAGCAUUGGAUGAAAUGGGACAGUGACCGGAGCACCCGAGCAAACCAAGACAACCAACGGGAAUUGGAAUGCGUGGCCAUGAGGGAAUUGAUGCGCCACCUCGGCAGAUCCAAGACCGUUCAAGGCAAGCCCUUCGCCAAACCAGAAUUUAGUGGUCCACUCGGGAGUAGCAUGACCAACCGAACCUGGACCAACCUACAAAUGGUUCAAUUCGGUGGUACCUUUUUGAAACUAGAACAGGAUUGGCGGGAAACCCACAUGGCGUACCUUCAGCACCGCUCCCAAAGAAUCACGACUCCCUCUGGCUUGAGAGCCGUCCCGGGGAUCCGUGAGGUGCGCCCCCAUUCAGCCGCCAGUCUUCGAAGUGGAGCAAGUGGAGCAAGUGGAACAAGUGGACGCAUUUAUCGCCGAUGAGUCGGGCGACGGCCAUGCAAAGAGAAACUUUGUCACUGGCAAUGUUGUCCUCUUCCCACUUGAUUAAUUGAAAACUAGUAUCAAUAAAUUGGACCAUACAUAAAAGUGCUUGGUCCAAGUACAUACUCUUGGUGGUCAAACUGAACAAAGCAAAACACCAAGCUCCGAUUUGUUCCAUGAUUUUAGACUGAGAAACUGUCUUAGAAAUGACGAGUUCUAGAAGUUUUGACGCGAUGGCAAGAAAUAAUCGAUUCUAUGUUUGUAUGUAAAUAUCUAGUCCAUAGAUAAGUACAAUUGGAUCUUUUGUGAUUGCGAAUGGACGCGAUGGCAAGAAAUAAUCGAUUCUAUGAUUGUAUCUAAAUAUCUAGUCCAUAGAUAAGUACAAUUGGAUCUUUUGUGAUUGCGAAUGGACCGUUGUGGUUUCUUGUGUGCUUGGUUUUCCAUCCUUGAUCCCUUGCUGAUGGAUUUGCCAAUAGCUAUUUUCAUUCUCCUCUCCCUCCUCUCGUGGCGGACAAGCAAACGGAGAAAUAAAUAAAUAAACUUUAUUGCGACUCUUGGUCAUGUCAGAUGUAAAAUGUAUAAAACUGUAUGUAUGAAUAUCAAAUCAUUCAAGAGAAGUUUAAUCACUUUAGUUUGUAUCGGUCUUCACAUGAUAUCAAAAGUUUUGAAUGAUGCAAAAAGUCAAGGUUCAUCCCUGCUAACGCUCUUUUUCCUUUUUUGGCCACUAGAGUUUUUACCUCCUACCUCGGAGUCCCUAUUAUAUUUAUAGUCCUUUUCAUUCAGCGGAGGAAGCGCCCUCUGCU
Messenger RNA from Tigriopus californicus, 3704 nucleotides. RefSeq lists its product as uncharacterized. The coding region runs from base 16 to 2901 and encodes 961 amino acids. The transcript is spliced from 10 exons. The record is from RefSeq and is a predicted model, not a curated record. NCBI's taxonomy places the organism in Eukaryota, Metazoa, Arthropoda, Copepoda, Harpacticoida, Harpacticidae.